Messenger RNA from Pseudozyma hubeiensis SY62, 2562 nucleotides. RefSeq lists its product as hypothetical. The transcript is spliced from 3 exons. The record is from RefSeq and is a predicted model, not a curated record. NCBI's taxonomy places the organism in Eukaryota, Fungi, Basidiomycota, Ustilaginomycetes, Ustilaginales, Ustilaginaceae. The coding region runs from base 1 to 2562 and encodes 853 amino acids.
AUGGCGCGCUGUAGGGUCAAGCUCGAUCUUGGCCCUCAUGGCAAGGUUCUCGCCUCCGUGAUCGACUACGACGAUGCAAAGAAAGUUGCUGCUGGUCGCUUCGACGUGCACCCAUCCAAUGUGCAGCUCUUUGUCAGCGAUGGAGAGGAUCUGUGGGAGCUGCACCCUUCGGCUUUCCAGGACGUGGUAGCAGACAAUGGUGUCAUUGUCGCCAAGAGUAUCUCUCGAACAUCCCAACCGGCAGUCUCAACAGCAGCAACAUCAUCAUUGUCAUCGACAUCAGCUCCAAUCCCCAUAUCUUCACCCGUUGUCCCGAAGCGAGAUCUCUCUGGUGACACGGCACCUAGACCGGCGCUACCUGCCACCACAGGCCUCUCGACCCCGUAUUCGCGCCCUGCUCGUCGACGCUCGGCCAGCGCUUCGUCCAUAGAAAGCAUUGAGACGAGCACCAGCAGCGCCACGAGCUCUUCGUCAUCGUCGUCGUCCUCUUCAUCAUCAUCAUCGUCCGACGACGAUCGACGAUCUGAAUCCGUACAGGAUGUCACGGCCACUGCUGCCACUACUCGUACCGUCAUGGGGCCCAAUGGCCUUCCUGUCUCCUCCAAGGAGCGCUGGGAUCCCAAGACACACCGUCUCAUGUUUGAGAAGCUCAACGAAAUCAUCAGCUCGGAAACAAUCUUCUACACGCGCAAGUACACCGAGGAACGGUAUCGUAUAUUCCAACUGCUGAUCGACAGCUACGGUGACAAUGGCGUUCGAGGCAACUUCUUGCGUGGAAGAACUGCUGCUGCUUUCAUCUCUCGUGUUUCAGGUGUGCUCCGCACCGCACGCGAGAGGGGCGAAAAGAUCAAACAGCCAUUCAAGUUCUUUUUCCCGAACAAGAAGGACGAUGAGGUGGUCCCUCGAUCGGCGACGGUCCCUGCCGGAACAUCCACCGAGGCCAAUGUACGAGCAUCCGUGCACACCAAUGGAGGUGCAGGUCGAGCCCGGACGCUGCCAGCUCCGGCUGAUGGAGCAUCAUCUCGGAAGCGCAACAAUAAUGCGAAUCGAGCAGCAGCAGUAUCGGCAUCAGUCUCAGCAUCGACAGCACAGACGGCAUCCAGGGCGUCAGCACCUGGCAGUGCAACACCAGUGAUGCCACGGGUGAAUGGUAAAGGGAAACAGCCAGCAAGGACCAGCGGUCAAGCUCCACCCCAGAUUCGUCGAAGCACUACGAACGCGGCAGCUACAGCAUCGGCUUCCCCGAGAGGUGCAAAGAGACCUUCCAAUGGCGCGUCUGCUCCCACAGCACAGACGAAGAAACCAAAGGCACAACAAGCAAAGGGACAAUUACAACAGGGACACACGCAGAAGGGGCAACCCCAAAAGGGACAACCGCAAAAGGGACAAUCUAGGUCAUCUCAGAGGCCCCCGACUGCGCCACGGCCGCCAGCGUCGACAAAUCCUCGGGGCCGAUCUGUAUCGCCUCAUCAGGAUCGGGAUGAUGAUGGGCGACGCUAUUCGCAGAGCGUCAGGGACCGUUCGCCACGCAGGGGCUGGGAUACAUGGAUUCGCGCGAGAGACGAACCGAGCUCCAAUGGCUCUGCGACAGAACUGCGAGAGGACGGGGCGGAUCGCGCUCGUCGACCGACGGUAUCGCUGCCGAGGCGACCGAGUUGGACUGAUCGUGUCGAUCACCAGCAGCUCGACCAUCGAUCGGCAGAAUCGAGCAGGCAGGACCAGAGUCGGGAUGCCAAUGGCCUCGAAGAUUCGCUCUUCAGAGCAGACACGCGAUCGCCUCCUCCCCGCCAGAUGCAGCAGUCGUCAAUCCCUCGUAGGGGUAGAAGUGCGUCGAGAGGGUUACAACCGGAGCCGUCAUCGCAGCAGAGCAGUCCUCGGACGCGUAGGAAUGCGGUGGAGCGCGCGCUCGAGCAUCUGGUCCAAGUUGGUGCCAACCCUUCCGGCUCGCCGGACGACAUAGGAGGUGGAGGCAAUCGGCGAUGGAACGUCCCUUCCAUCGAACUGCCUUGGACGCCAGCUCGCCGGCUUGCUUCGGACGUGCUAGAUUCUACAGUCCGUCUACCCAGGCUGCUGCGCUUCUCGGACAGCGAUGCGAAUGGGCGGGACGAUAGAGAAGACCGUUUCUCGCCGAGCUCGGAGAUAGCAGAUGUGUGGACCCGGCAAUCAUGGCUGAGUGCCUUAUUGGAUCGGAACUUUGGUACGCAAGCUCAUCCGAAGCGAGACUGCGCCUCCUCUUUCCGCGGAGUCACAUCCGAGCUCACCGCGCAUGUCCGGUCUGUGCAAGAGGACUCCUUCAGGUCGUGGGCCAAUCGAUGCUCGUGGAAGGCAACCGUCUCUGUGCGGCUCUGUGCACCCAUCGCUGAGGACCGAAGAGCAAAGGCGAAGGAAGGCACGAGGCGACACGGUCUUGGCACGAUUUUCGAGCUCGCGAUUCGUUCCGCUUCGGGUGUCACCCUCAGCCAAGGCAGCCAACUCUAUAAUGGCACAAAGCUACGGCAAUGUAAGAACAAGAAGACCCUGAAGCGCCGUCAUUGUGUCACGGAAAUUUGGUUCCGGUCCUGA